AGAGUCCAGCAUCUAUUCUGCACGCACAAGUUGUUCACCUGAAGAGAGAGGAUGGACGCUGCUUACAAGAGGGUCAAUGGAAACUAUGGGCCGGAGACAAAGACAGAGCCAGAUGCAGAGCCAGACACAGGGGAUCAAGGCACCAGGAAGAGAAGGGGCUCCAUGUACCUGGAGGAAGAGACCGACAAGAAGUCAGAAGUGAUCUCCUGCAUCUUCUCCCUGAAGGAGGAGGUCGGCGCCUUAGCCAAGGGGCUCAGGCUCUUUGAGGAGAAGGGCAUCAACCUCACACACAUCGAGUCCCGUCCGUCACGUAUGAACAAAGAACAGUACGAGUUCUUCAUCAGCGUGGACUCCUCCUGCUCCCAGGCCCUGGAUGAAGUCAUCGACAGCCUCCGCACACAAAUCAGCGGCAGUGUGCACGAGCUAUCACGCAACAAAGAGAAGGACACAGUGCCAUGGUUCCCUAAUGACAUCCAAGACUUGGACCGUUUUGCCAACCAGAUCCUCAGUUACGGCUCCGAGCUGGAAUCUGAUCACCCGGGCUUUACAGAUCCAGUGUACAGAGCCCGCAGGAAGGAGUUUGCUGACAUCGCCUACAACUACAGACAUGGCCAGGUCAUCCCUCGAGUGGAGUACACAGAGGACGAGAAGGCCACAUGGGGCAAGGUGUUCAAAGAGCUGAAGACUCUGUACCCGACUCACGCCUGCCGCGAACACAACCGUGUUUUCCCUCUGCUGGAGAAGUACUGCGGCUACAGACAGGACAACAUCCCCCAGCUGGAGGACGUCUCCCGCUUCCUGCAGUCGUGUACUGGCUUCCGGCUUCGCCCCGUCGCCGGCCUGCUCUCGUCCAGGGACUUCCUGGCUGGACUGGCCUUCCGUGUUUUCCAUUCCACGCAGUACAUCCGUCACGGCUCCAAGCCCACGUACACACCUGAGCCUGAUAUCUGCCAUGAGCUCCUGGGACACGUUCCUCUGUUUGCUGAUCCGAGCUUUGCCCAAUUCUCACAGGAAAUCGGUCUGGCCUCCCUUGGUGCCCCUGAUGGGUACAUUGAGAAACUUGCUACUGUGUACUGGUUCACCGUGGAGUUCGGCCUGUGUAAGCAGGGCUCGGAGAUCAAAGCUUAUGGAGCCGGCUUGCUUUCAUCGUUCGGAGAGCUGCAGUACUGCUUGACAGACAAGCCGCAGGUCCACUCUUUCGACCCAGACAAGACCAGCCUCCAGAAAUACCCAAUCACAGAGUACCAGCCUGUUUACUUUGUGGCCGAGAGCUUUGAGGACGCCAAGGAGAAAGUGAGGAAAUUUGCAGGCACCAUCCCCAGGCCUUUCACGGUGCGCUACAAUCCCUACACCCAGAGUAUCGAAGUGCUGGACAACACCCAGCAGCUCAGCAACCUGGCUGACAGCAUCAGUAGUGAAAUGGGAAAACUGUGCGAAGCCUUAAAGAAACUGGAGUAACUGCAGCAGAGAACCUCUCCUCUUCUUCAGUCAUCCGGCACGUCGGCUCAACAUGCUUCCAAACCGUCUUUUUCUUUGUAUUAAAACAUUUAUGCAAGUCACAUAUUGACAAUAUUACUCUGAUCUAAUUUGUGUUUUAGUUUAGGGAAAAAAACAGCGUAGCCUGUUACUUAUGUGCGAUAAUAAGGAACGUGUCUGUAGCAGCUAAAAUAAUAUCAAAACUCUGACAGUAUACAUGUUAUUAGAGAAGUGCUUUUGAAAUGAAGAAUGUUUGCUAGUCCUUUGAAUGAAUUAAAUAUGUGAAUAUCAAACGUUGCUCCUUAUACAAGGCAGAGCAGCUGAAAUAACCAGAUUGUUUUUUUUAGAACAUUUCAAACCUAAAGACAUAUCAAGAGAUAAUUGUUGUCACUAACUUUCAUAUUGCUUAAUGAAGUGUUUUGUUUAU
Labrus bergylta (ballan wrasse) is the source of this 1903-nucleotide messenger RNA. It is a transcript of the gene pah, whose product is annotated as phenylalanine hydroxylase. Gene Ontology annotation, biological process: L-phenylalanine catabolic process; L-tyrosine biosynthetic process. Gene Ontology annotation, molecular function: iron ion binding; phenylalanine 4-monooxygenase activity. Lineage: Eukaryota; Metazoa; Chordata; Actinopteri; Labriformes; Labridae. The record is from RefSeq and is a predicted model, not a curated record.